AUGACUCACCAGCAGAGUACAGUGCGCAUAGGGGUUGAUGUCGGAGCUCACCACAAGACGCCUACCACACCCGAUGUGACAGCAGGCAUCGAAGCUGCUGUGCGCAAUGUGCUGGAGAAAUCACAGCUUCCUGCGACUGCUAUAGCGAGCGUCACGGUCGGGACGACGCACUUCAUCAACGCCGUCAUUGAGCAAGACGCAAGACGCCUGCGUCGUGUGGCCAUCAUUCGACUGUCGAAGAGCUUUCUCCGAGAGGUCCCGCCGUUCAGUGAAUUCCCAUCUGGACUGACGAGCAUUAUCCGCGGCUACGUCGGAUACGUUGACGGUGGGCUGCACAUAGAUGGUUCCGAGGAGGCUCCGAUAGUAGAAAGACAGAUCGUGGAGCGGUGUGCAGAGAUUAAUAAGCUUGGUUUGACGACCAUCGUCAUCGUGGGAUCUUUCUCGCCCAUCGACGAAUGCUUCCACCAGGAGGACCGAGUCAAAGAAAUCGUCCUGCGGGAAAUACCCGGCGCCGACGUUGUCGUCUCGCACGAAGUCGCCAACAUUGGGCUACUAGAACGAGAGAAUGCAAGCAUUCUCAACGCCGCGAUCUUGAACUAUGCAAAGAGGACUGUGAAAAGUUUCCGGCGGGCGAUGGCCAAUCUGUCGCUGAAAUGUCCUCUUUUCCUCACCCAGAAUGACGGAACUUUACUCGAUGCCGCGGCCGCGGCGAACAUACCAAUUCGAACAUUCUCUUCCGGAGCUACAAAUUCGAUGCGUGGGGCGGCGUAUCUGGCUGGUCACAGUACGAAUGGCUCUUCUGCGAUCGUGAUCGACAUUGGUGGGACGACGAGCGACGUGGGUGUACUGCUUCCCUCCGGACUUCCACGCCAGGCCUCGGCGUAUGUGACAGUUGCUGGCGUUCGUGUGAAUUACGCAAUGCCCUCGCUGCAUUCUGUCGGACUUGGUGGCGGCUCGAUCGUUCGACAGGAGGGCGAAAAGGUGACGAUCGGGCCAGAGUCGGUCGGUCACUACCUCACUAGAGAUGCUCUGGUCUUCGGAGGAAAUGUGACCACGGCAUCGGAUAUUGCACCUCAGCAGAGGAUACAGUCACUGCUAGAAAGUGCGGUGGACAUCAUCAAGACUUCGCCCGCACCUUUACCUGUCCUGCUGGUAGGAGGAGGCGCCACUCUCGCACCGUCAUCUUUGCGUGGUGCUUCUGAGCUCAUCACUCCUCCGUUUCAUGAUGUCGCAAACGCCGUAGGCGCAGCGAUCUCGAAAGUCGGCGGCACAGUUGACAUCAUUCAAGGCGUCGCCGAGCAGUCUUCAGCUCAGGCAAUCGAGAAAGCCAAAGCCAUGGCGAUUGAGCGAGCCAUUGCCGCCGGUGCCGUUCGAGAGACAAUCAUCAUCGCGGAGCUGGAGACGUAUCCGAUAUCGUACGUUGCGAACCAGUUGCGCACCAUUGCGAAGGCAAUUGGCGAGCUCGAUGUGAACCUCAACGUCCCUCAGCUUGACGAGGAUGAUGCCGAUGAUUGUGAAGACGAAGCCGAGACGAUGAAGAACUUCUCGGUCAAAGUGAUCGACGAACCACCGGUUGAUCCGCUUACGUACAAGCCCACUGUGACAAAGUCGCCAGAGAGUGCCGCAUCCCGCAUCCAGCUGCGAGACAUGCUCCGCGCAGGACACAAAAUGCGGGUCAUUGAUGCCUCGUCUCUACCGGAGAACGCCAGUAUUUACUGGGGCGGACAUAUGGGUUCUCCAGCAACGUCGAACGAGCGAUUGCAAUCACUCGAGACUGUGGAUGCCUUCCGUGCAUUGAUGGAGUAUCUUGAACAUGACUCGUUCGACGCAGUCAUGGGGCUGGAGAUUGGCGGGGCGAAUGGAUUGGAGCCAUUCCUGGUGGCCAGCUCACGCUUCUUUAAUCGGCCAGUCAUAGAUGGCGACUGGAUGGGUCGAGCGUACCCAACGUAUUGGCAGACAACACUGUGUGUGCAUGCGCCGGGCGAGCUUGUACCGUGUGCGAUCGAUUCUGGCGACGGGAAGACGAUCAUCAUGACGAAGGCUUCGAACGAUGAGAUUGUCGACCGAGCUUUGAGGGCUUCGUGUUCCGAGAUGGGCAGUCGAGUGGGCCUUGCAGCGAGACCGAGCACGAAGCAACGGGUACAGGACUUUGUGGCCGAGGCCAUUAUCGACCAGGUUGGCGGACACCAGAGUGCAUGCAUACUGUUCCGCGGCAAGAUCGUCGAGGUGGAGAGACGACUCUUCAAGGGUCAUUCUUAUGGCAGCAUCACCAUUGCAAGUCUGAACUCAGACGAGGAGGAAGACUCGUCAACGUCUCAAGCUAGCCGAAUGCCAGCUCGAGCUUCUGGUGGAACAUUGACCAUUCCAUUCAAGAACGAAAAUAUUUAUGCAGAGCACACGGCUGAUACUGGAGCGAAGAGCAUCAUAUGUUCGGUCCCGGACUUGAUCUGCGUCCUGGAUACAGGGUCGGGUAGAUCACUGGGCGUGCCUGAGUUUAAGUACGGCUACAGAGUGACUGUGCUUGGAAUAACUUCUAGCCCGAGAUGGAGUGACACCGACCAAGGUCUAGCAAUUGGUGGGCCGUCCGCGUUCGGAUACGACAUUCCAUAUAAGCCAAUCGGGACGUAUGUCGAGCCGAGGAGUGUGAUUGACGAGUAUUCGUCGAAAUAG
Molecule: messenger RNA, 2670 nt
Organism: Parastagonospora nodorum SN15
Lineage: Eukaryota; Fungi; Ascomycota; Dothideomycetes; Pleosporales; Phaeosphaeriaceae
Exons: 5
Coding region: 1-2670 (889 amino acids)
Biological process (GO): glutathione metabolic process
Cellular component (GO): cytosol
Molecular function (GO): 5-oxoprolinase (ATP-hydrolyzing) activity
Source: RefSeq, a predicted model, not a curated record